AUGGAGAGUGAUCUCCUUAAAGAGAUUAAUAUUGAAGUUGUUUCUUCAAUGAGGCCAGAGGAUAUAAAUGACGGAAAUCAAUUUAGCAAAGAAAUUCCAGAAAGUGAUAGAGAUAUGUUGAAAGAGGUUGUAAUCAAUGAGGAUCCUUCAAUAGUUGACUUCCAGCGUCUGGCAGAGCUGACCAAUUACAGUGAGAAGGGGUCGACUCAGUUAGCAAAUCUCUUAAAACACUGGAAUUAUAAGCAAGCUAAUGCUGUGAGAUUACUCGAGGAGGAGAUUGACAACUUGAGCAAGCAAAGGCAAGAAGUUGAACUCAAGCGCUUGGAGAUUCUGGAAGAACAUCGUUUUGAGCAAGAAAUUUAUUAUGGUGACAAACGUCCUAUUCCCAACUUAGAUGUUCCUUCCAUGACAAAAGAUGCAGUUGUUCAGGAUAAGAAACUAGAAAUAGAUGCAGAAUUUGACACUGUAUUGUACUGGAAACAACGAGCUAUGAAUUUAGAGAAGUUGUUGGAGGCAAGUGUUCAGAGAGAGCAGAUACUAUUAGAGAAGCUGCAGGAAAGCCUAAGAAACUUGGAAAGGCAGUCCUCACCUGUUGAAGAGUUGUCCCAAAUGCUGAAACGAUCAGAUAAUUUCUUACACUUCAUUCUCCAGAAUGCACCAUUAGUAAUUGGUCACCAGGAUAAAGAAUUACGUUACCGCUUCAUCUAUAAUCAUUUCCCAAGUUUGGAUGAAAAGGAUAUCAUUGGAAAAACAGACGUGGAGAUUUUCACUGGCACUGGUGUUAAAGAAUCCCAAGAUUUCAAAAGAGAAGUGUUAGAAAGAGGCUUGCCUGCGAAGAGGGAAAUCACAUUUGAAACAGAGUUAUUUGGGUCAAAGACUUUUUUAAUGUAUGUUGAGCCUGUUUUCAGCAAGGCCGGGGAAACUAUCGGUGUGAAUUGCAUAGAAAUGGAAAUAACUGACCAGGUGAGAAAAAGAGAAAAGAUGUUUAAGAUUAGAGAGGAGAUAGCUGUACAGAAAGCCAAGGAGAAUGAACUGAACAAGACUAUUCAUAUAACAGAGGAAACAAUGCGAGCUAAACAAAUGCUAGCAACCAUGUCCCACGAGAUAAGAUCUCCUCUAUCUGAUGUUGUAAGCAUGACUGAAAUUCUUUCUACCACAAACCUUGACAAGGAGCAAAGACAAUUAUUGAAUGCCAUGUUAUCUUCUGGAGAUUUGGUCCUUCAGUUGAUCAAUGAUAUUCUUGAUCUUUCCAAAGUCGAGUCAGGAGUUAUGAAAUUGGAAGCUACGAAGUUCAGGCCAAGGGAGGUAGUAAGACAUGCACUCGAGACUGCAGCAACAUCGCUGAAAAAAACGUUAGUUUUAGAAGGGAAUGUAUCGGAUGAUGUUCCAGUUGAGGUUAUUGGAGAUGUCCUAAGGAUUCGACAGAUUCUUACUAAUUUGAUCAGCAAUGCAAACAAAUUUACCCAUGAUGGCAAGGUGGGGAAAAAGCUAUAUGUGGUGACUCCACCGUCUUCAUUAAGGGAAGAAGGUUCUAAUCAGAAUUCAACUCCAGUGCAAUCUGCUUAUCCAGAAAUUGGACAAAAUAUGGAUACAAAAAAGGUUUGGAUCGGAAUACCAGAUAAUGCUCUGCCUACUCUGUUUAAGAAAUACAUGCAAGUUGGCGCUGAUACAGCUCGCAAGUAUGGAGGAACUGGACUAGGCUUGGCUAUCUGCAAGCAACUGGUUUAA
Molecule: messenger RNA, 1728 nt
Organism: Impatiens glandulifera
Lineage: Eukaryota; Viridiplantae; Streptophyta; Magnoliopsida; Ericales; Balsaminaceae
Product: histidine kinase 5-like
Exons: 11
Coding region: 1-1728 (575 amino acids)
Biological process (GO): signal transduction; protein autophosphorylation
Molecular function (GO): histidine phosphotransfer kinase activity; phosphorelay sensor kinase activity
Source: RefSeq, a predicted model, not a curated record